GCCCCAUUUCUUCUCGACCCACCUCGCCUAUUCGUUACACAUGAAUGUUGCGCAACCUGUUGAACAGGCUGCGACAGCUGUUCCGCAGUGUUAAACGACAACAAACACAUUGGACUAACAAAGACUGUAACGGCAAGAUGGCGGCUCGUGUUGUCCUCUUGGUUUCUGCCCUUGUUUACGUCGCCAUGUUGUCGCAUUCCAAUGCUCAGUGCCCCACAGGAGUCCCCCUGGUGGACGUCAAGGGGGAAGAGUAUUUCUGUGGGAGGGGUCCACAUUCCCGGGAGUGUCCAGAAUUCAGCGAAUGCCACAUUGACCCGGGGGACAGAUUCGCUGUGUGCUGCCUUGUCUGAGGUUAUUGUGACCAAGGGUACAAAUAAAAGUUGUCCGUUGUAAGAA
Haliotis rufescens (red abalone) is the source of this 396-nucleotide messenger RNA. RefSeq lists its product as uncharacterized. The coding region runs from base 45 to 350 and encodes 101 amino acids. NCBI's taxonomy places the organism in Eukaryota, Metazoa, Mollusca, Gastropoda, Lepetellida, Haliotidae. The record is from RefSeq and is a predicted model, not a curated record. The transcript has 3 exons.